Frankliniella occidentalis (western flower thrips) is the source of this 2814-nucleotide messenger RNA. Its product is annotated as DNA repair protein XRCC1. Gene Ontology annotation, biological process: base-excision repair; single strand break repair. The record is from RefSeq and is a predicted model, not a curated record. Lineage: Eukaryota; Metazoa; Arthropoda; Insecta; Thysanoptera; Thripidae. Gene Ontology annotation, molecular function: damaged DNA binding. Gene Ontology annotation, cellular component: nucleus.
CAUCAUGUGUUGUUGUCGUCGCCAUAUUGUGGCUAUGGCGAUUGCUGCUGUGUUGUUGUUUUCAUUUCACUAGAAAUUUGAAUCGUAUUUUAAACUGGAAAGAAAGUUAGUGUGAUCUUGCGGAAGAAAGGAGUUGAAUGUGUAAAAUAUAACUUUAGCCUUUUUGGUUAAUACCACAACUUAAACAAACGCUAUGGUUGAAGUCAAACCUAUUGACGUUUGUUGUAGUAGUCAGGAUCCGGCUUUCCCAGCUCUGAAUCUCGUCAGAGGUGCCUCGAAACCUAGUGAUGAGAGAAAACAAUGGUUGUGCUCCGCACCCGAUGAAAAAUUUGCCUAUGUUACUUUGACUUACGAAAAACCUUUUGUUAUUAGUAGUUUAGAAAUAAAAAAUAAUGGUUCCGCCUAUGUGCAAGUGGAAGGUGGCUCUUCGGCGGAACCUGGUAAUUAUAAGGUACUCUGGAAAACUCUUAAUCUUAUGACACCUACUGAAUCAAGAUUUGGAAUGGAGACUGAAGGAAUAUACCUUUUCCUUCCUCAAGAUCUGGCAACUGCAGACAAAGAUAAAAUGUGGGAUGUAUUAAAAAUUACAUGUUCUCAGCCCUUUAACAAAUUGCAAAAGUAUGGUUUGUCCCAUAUCAUAGCAAGAAGUGCUCUUCCUGUGAAGGUGGAAAUCCCUAGUUCACCCUCUCCCUGUGUUGGUGAUCUUCCUUUACCUGGUUUGAAACAAGAACCAGUUGAUGAAGGAAGGAGUAUUGCAGAAGCAAAUAAGCAGCAGGAGAAAACUGUCGAAAAUCAAAACCAAAUGAGUAGUGAAGUCUCCUCAAGUGGUUGUUCAGAGACAAGUACUCUCACUUCCCCAGUCAAACAAGAGAAUCCUUCUAAUAGUGAUACUUACUUCUCUUCCCCGGGAAGAUCUGAACCAUCUUCUUCUUCAGUACAGCAACAUGACUUGCAGUCUCCACCAGUAAAAUGUGAAGACCCACCUCCAGUCAUUGCUGAUUCACAGAUUCCACAAACAGAUUCUGCAGAAGAAGAGUUGCUAGCAGGUCACAGUUCACCCCUAAAGAGAAGAAUUUCAGAAACAGAUUCCAAUUCAGAUGGCAGUUCUGAUGAUAUUCAAAUUAUCAAAAGACCAGCACCUAGCAAUAUUGCAUAUAAGCCAUUCAAUAAAUUACUAGAAGGUGUUAAAAUUGUUAUUAGUGGAUUCCAAAAUCCUCACCGAGCAGACAUAAGAACUCGUGCCUUGCAGUUGGGAGCACAAUAUUCUCCUACCUGGACGGAUAGCUGCACACAUCUAGUGUGUGCAUUUUUGUAUACUCCUAAGUAUCGUCAAGCAGCACUAGAUAAUGCACUAAUUGUUACUCGUGAGUGGGUUGAUCAGUGCUUCCUACAAAGAAAAAGGCUUCCAUGGAGAAGAUUUGCCUUAAAUCCGUCUGAGAGGUGUGAUGAUGGAAGUGGUGUUGAAAUUUGGGAGCUUGUUCCUAAUCCGACCAGAGCUGGUUCUCAUAGUGAUAUUGGAUCUACUACAUCUACUACAUCUCCAGCCAGCAGUUCAAGAAGUGCGCCAAUACAUGUUAUUUGUAGUGGCCCAUCAGGUCACUCACCUCUUCUCUUCAGAUCUCCAAAUAAUUUUUCAUUGAUGUCUCCCGGACCCGGUGUCAAGAGAGAAGUGCCUGACAAUGGGGAAUGUUCAUCACCCCAACAAAAUGUACCACCUGACAUGCCUUGCCGUCAAGGAACACCCAGGCCACCCUUUUUACCUAAUAUUUGCAUCUCAUCUCAAAGGCAAGGGAUUACUGUCAAGACAGAAAUAAGUAGUGAGGAUUUGCAGGACAGUUGGCAGGAGAGUACAAAUAGUCAGCAGACCCCAUUAUCUGCUAGUUCUUCUUAUGGAAUAGAAAUAGGAGGACCAUCACAGUCUAGAAGAUCUCAAACAUCAAAUACAUCACAUCAUCACUUCUAUCAUCCUGUCCCAUCAGCUUCUAGUUCUAAUGGUGAUCAUGAACAAAUGAGAUCCGCUUCAGCUACCAAUGCCUCUAUGGAGGCAGGUCCAGAUGGUUAUGCAGGAUAUUACCGACCAAUUAGUCAACCCUGUGCAGUCCCUCACUCUUCUCCUUCUGCCACGUACUUAGUUCCUCCUGUGAUAAUGCUCCCUCAAACUCUACCACAGUACUUUGUCCCAGUUUCCCAACAGUUCCAAGCUCCUUCUCCAGCUAGAGAAACUUUCAUGGCUAGAACCAUACCUUCUACACAAGUGCAAAGUCAGCAUAUUCGAGUAAUACAGCACUCCAACAAACCCUCUACCACUGAGGAAGAAAGCCCGAAACAAACUUAAAACUUUACUGGUCUUACCUUUUUUUAAAAAAUUAUUUUCAAAUUGACAAUUUCUUUGUAAUGUAGAUUACUUUAAUUACUAUUGUAUUAAGUAAACUUUCUGUAGCAUGCAACAUUUUUGUGAAUCUAGUUUGGAUUAGUCUCUCCAAAAAUUCACCAAAGACUUCAGGUGCUGUUAUGUAAUACUCUUUAAUUAAGAUGAGUUGUAUAUGUAAUGUAUUUGAUUAGGGUGUAAGAUUUCUUUGUGAGUUUUUAUGGAGUAUCCUGUCUUCAUGAUUUUUAUUUCUAUCUAUUAUUUUAACCUUUGAUACUUUGAAUUAUAAAACUCAGAAAGAGAGAUUACUGCUGCUGUUUAUUGUAUGGUACAAUUGAUUAGUUUUUCUGACAAGUUAAAACAAUCAAAAUGUCCUUAUGUCAUUUUAUAGUACUUUUAGAAGAAAAUAAAAACAGCUGAUAAUAUUGAAAACAAAUAUCUUGAUA